Molecule: messenger RNA, 957 nt
Organism: Penicillium argentinense
Lineage: Eukaryota; Fungi; Ascomycota; Eurotiomycetes; Eurotiales; Aspergillaceae
Product: putative 3-hydroxyisobutyrate dehydrogenase
Exons: 2
Coding region: 1-957 (318 amino acids)
Biological process (GO): L-valine catabolic process
Cellular component (GO): mitochondrion
Molecular function (GO): NADP binding; NAD binding; 3-hydroxyisobutyrate dehydrogenase activity
Source: RefSeq, a predicted model, not a curated record
AUGACAGCCACUGCAGCAGAUUCCAUCGGAUUCAUUGGCCUGGGAGCCAUGGGGAUGUGGAUGGCAGUGCGUUUGGCUGAGAAGCUCCCAAAGUCAACAAAACUUCACGUCUAUGACAUCGUUCCUUCUCUGGUUGAGGAUAUCUGUGCUCGAUAUCCCGAUAAGAUCAUUCGAGGUUUCAGUGGGAAAGGUGUGGCAGAUAAAUCGGAAGUGAUAAUUACAAUGCUUCCCGAAGGCAAACAUGUCAAAUCUGUCUACCUCGGCCCUGAUGGAAUCUCCUCCGGGGAUAUCGAGGGUAAAUUGCUCAUUGAUUGUUCCACUAUCGACACGGGGAGUUUUCUCGAAGUCAAGAAAACCAUCAGCCAGAGUUCCCCCAGUAGUCGACUGUUCGACGCACCCGUCAGCGGAGGAGUAAUUGGCGCACAGAAAGGGACCAUCGCAUUCUUCCUCGGCUGCGCAGAAGACAACAAAGAAAUCCCACAACUCACUGUGCUGCUGUCGCUCAUGGGAAGCAAAGUCAUUCCGUGCGGUGGCCCAUCUCUCGGUCUGGCAGCUAAGCUAUCAAACAAUUAUCUCUCCGGAAUCAUUGCCAUCGCCUGUUCCGAAGCCAUGGAUAUGGGAAUGCGAUCCGGACUCGAUCCGCGUGUACUUGCAAAGGUGUAUGCGGCCGGGACUGCGCAGAAUACCAUCUGUGAUCGGUUUUGUCCUGUUCCCGGUGUGUAUCCCGAAGCGCCUUCCUCGAAUGGGUAUCGGAAUGGAUUCAAGGUGCAGCUGAUGAAGAAGGACUUUUCACUUGCACUGGACAUGGCGCAGAAAGUGGGAUCCCAGAAUGUGCUUGGUAAUGCGGGGCUGAGGACGUAUGAGGCGGCUAGCGAGGAUGCGCGAUGCAGAGAUUUGGAUUCUCGGGUUGUCUUUCGCUAUCUGGGGGGAAAUGAGAAUUGGAAGGCUCAGGAGUAG